Colius striatus (speckled mousebird) is the source of this 3757-nucleotide messenger RNA. RefSeq names its product N-acetyltransferase domain containing 1 (gene NATD1). The transcript has 3 exons. NCBI's taxonomy places the organism in Eukaryota, Metazoa, Chordata, Aves, Coliiformes, Coliidae. The record is from RefSeq and is a predicted model, not a curated record. Bases 105 to 437 code for a protein of 110 amino acids.
CGGCCCGGCCCCGUCGCCUCCCGCCGGCACCCCGCGGGGCUCCCCGGGCUCCCACCCGCCGCUGCUGGCGCUCCGUGUCGCGUACGGCCCGGCGCGGCUCGGCCAUGGCGCACUCGGCACCGCUCGGCCUCCUGGAGCAGGGCUGCCCCAUCCAGGUGGAGCACGAUCGCAAGCGGCGGCAGUUUACCGUGCGGCUCAACGGUUGCCAUGACAAGGCUGUGCUGCUCUACGAGUACGUGGGGAAGCGGAUCGUGGACUUGCAGCAUACGGAAGUGCCAGAUGCCUAUCGAGGGAGAGGAAUAGCCAAGCACCUCGCAAAGGCAGCCCUGGACUUCGUGGUGGAGGAGGACCUGAAAGCUCACCUGACGUGCUGGUACAUUCAGAAGUACGUGAAGGAGAACCCGCUGCCGCAGUACCUGGAACACUUGCAGCCUUAAGGCAGGGCAGCUCUGACAGCAGCGCGCCUGUCCCCGACUGUUCAACGCGGCCUUCGCUUCUCUGCGGUCUCAGGAAAUCCCCCUCCCACACUCACACGUCCCGGCAGUUUGUAAAGCGUAUCCAUGCGGUGCACGAGUGUGGGCACAACCUCCUCCUCUCUGCCCACGUGCGAGCGUGGCUCCAGCCCUUGGGCCAGGCUGGCUCCAAGCACACAUGGUGGCCCUGGUGCUCUUCCGAAGCCAGGGGGUGGAAGAGGAAGAUUUUUCCAACAAACUCCACCACAAGACUAGGGGGUGACUCGAUCUGCACCUCAUUCUCUCCCUUCUGCUUGGAAGCGUCUGUGAACUGGCUGAAGAAUGUUGGUUAGGGGUGGUCAUGGGGUACCAGCCUCCCUUUUGUUUCAGCAGCUGGGGGAAAUGUUGUGGAUUAAGCCUUGUGGGACAGAGGGAGGUGUUGGAGGAGCCUCAGCCCCGUGGCAGGUCCAUCUCGUGCAGCACCUCUUUGGCACUGAGCCUUGUCCAAGCCCAUGUGGGGCACAGGUGAGAACACAUGGGCUGUGAUGGUGUCUCAGAGGCUUUGCUGCAUUGGCUUUGGAGACACUGGGAGGGCGGCACCUUCAAACCAGAGACAGGAGCCGUGUGAGGGAUGGGCUUUGGCCUCGGGGGCUGUGGCAGGGCAUAUGCAGCUUGAGUGUGCAGGGGAAGAAAGGUGGCUGAGCUUCAGACGCUGCUCCCUGGAGCUCCCAGCUCUGCCCAGCCCUCUGUACACAGAGGCACGGAAUCCCCUGAGGGCACAGCUGUCAUUCCUGUCUCUGUUCCCUGCUAUCAGUGUUGACCAUGCUGGUGUAGACACAGCCUGCUCAGGAGAAGAGCACCAGCUCCAACAGCCAGCCCUGGCCUAAGCAACGAUGGGACGUCCCAUGCUUUUGCAGGCACCAAGGAGGUUUCCUGCAGCUGCAGAGGAAAGCUCCCCCCAUCUCCCUCAACUCCAGCUCUUCUGCAGCCCAGGUUGUAAAGCCUGAGCCAUGAUCACAUCCUGAGAACAAAGGGAAUAAGGCCUCUGGGAUCCUCUCCUGGCCUGUCCCCGGGGCUGGGUGGUAGAGCUGCCUGCUUCUGCAGCGAUGCUCAGCACUUCUUGCAGCCUUUGGAGAGGGGCCCUGGCCCCGCCCAUGGUCUGUCUGCUCACUGGCCUCUGUGCAGCUCCUAGCCCAGGGUGCUGACAGCACCGUGGGUCCUCAUUCAGCAGCAGGAACACCCUCGUGUCAUGCUGUUAUCUCUGUGGAUGUGACCCUCCAGCGCAGCUCAGUGUUGCCUCAGGCAGAUGUAGAGGUAACACUGUGACAAUGGGGCACUGCCUGGCUCCUGCCUUGCCCAGGCUUUCCUGGGACUGAGCUGGACCCCAGAGCAUCAUCCAACCCCAGCUCUUGGGAUUUUGCAGUGCCCCAGGGCUGGGCUGUGGUGAGGGAGAUGGUGCUGCUGGCACACCAUCCCUGAGCAGCUGCUGGGGGCUGCAGCCAGGCAGAAGGAGAUAAAGAGCCUUUCGCCCGGAGGCCAUAUCCAGACCCACCUUAUCUCUCAGCAGGGACUAAAGUUUACAAUCUGCACCACGGACCGAAUGAAGCUCCGGCAAAGAGGCAGCUCAGCUCUCUCCCAGAGCCAGGGCAAAGUCUGUGGUGGCAAAGGCAAAAGCUCCUACAGCCUUCUCUCCUGGUUGAGUUGGUCAGAGAUGGAGACCUUGUGCCUGAUCUCAAGCGAGGAGGCCCUGAGCUUCUUCCUCCCGACCACCAGCUCAAGGUGAAGCCCUGCUGCCUGCCUGUGCUUUUGGGCUGCCUACCAUUGAAGUGACACAGCCCUCUGCCCACAGGCUUGAGGAAAACCUCCCAGAUUCCAUCCCUUGCCCUGACACAGGGGAUCCACCAUCUGCUUGGAGAGGGACCUGUGCCCGGCAGCAGUCUCAGCUCCAGCUCAUGCAGCUCAGGAAAGGCAUUGGGCUCAGCCGUGCCACUGCCUCAUCUUUCUGCCCUCUUGCUGUUGUUUCAGCCUGGCUGCGACCUUCGGGAUGGCUUAGAGGGACUGGCAAAAGGUCCCAGGUAAUGAACUAAAAGAAAAAGGGCUCAAGAAGAAAUCUGGGCUGCUAAAUGUUCACUCUUUAACAUGCAAAACACUGCAACAUCGAGUUACAGAAGCAAGGCUGGCUCAGUUACAGUCAAGUGAUGAUAGAACUGUCCUUGCUCUUGAUGCCAAGGUGAAGCUAAACCAUCUCCUCUCUUGCAAACCAAGAUAAGACACCAUUGUAUCUUUGUCACAGUGGGGCUGGGUGCUGGGAAGAGCUGUAUGCCUGGUUGCCUCUGGGGAGCAAGAGCAUGAGCCCAGCGCUGCAAGCCUCUGCCCUGGUUUCAUGCUCACUUCCCCAGUGUGACAGUUCCCAGCAGUACCCUGUGGUGUGGGCUGCACGAGCCUGGCCCGCUGGAGAGUGUGCUGAGGUGGCUGCACAGCGGCGGACAGGCCUGGCUCUGGAGCUCUUUGUGCUGCUCUGCUCUGGCAGGAACUUCGUGCUUCCCGGUGCUGGAUCACAAGCGGCGAUCGCUGCCUUAAAUCAGGCACAGCACAGAGUUUUGCUGCUGCUUCCCUUUGAGGUGCUACAACCCCUCCAGUGUCCGACCCGCCGGAGACGUGUGCCAGCGUCCGUGCCAAGUGUUUCACUGCUGUCCCUGCCCCCUGCCUCGGCCCUGCCCGGGCUCCUCGCUGCUGGCCCAUAGCAAUACCCACAGGUCACCAGCGAUGCCGCAGCCCACGGGGCUCCUGUACAGGGGGUGGCUCAGGGUUCCUCGGUGCUGGGCAGCCCUCCCUCCUGCCCCUCUACCAGCUGCCUUUUCCCAGCUGGUCUCUGCAAGAAGGAGCUUUGAGUCCUGUUCUGCCCCUCGGUGCUGACUAAGCCUGGAGGAGUUGGGGAUCCUGGACUCUCUCUGGCAACAGGAGUGUGGAAGGGGUUUGGUUGAAUAUUGAGGUCCCCAAACCCAUUUGAACUACAGACCUUGGUGGGUGGGCAAUGCAGAUUGCUGUCCAGCCUGCUUCCACGUUGCCCAACUUGAAACACCCCCAACCCUCAUCUGCUUUCCAGCGUUAUCUUCCUCUGUCCAAGGUUUCCAUUCUGUUGCGUUCGGUGGUUACGAUGUGCCUUUCCUUCUCAGGACCUGUUACAAAUCACCUUUCUGCUUUUGUUUAUGUCUAACAUUUAUAGUUAUCCCUCCCUCUGUCAUACUAUAAAACGUGAACAUAAUGCAUGGAACACAAUACAAUAAAAAGUGUGGCUUAACUGA